CCAAAAUACCGUUUAAGAGAAGAAAAGAGAAGACAACUCUUUCUAUUUUCCGCCAUUGAAAUUGAAUUGAAAGAAGCAUUAUUAAUAUUAUAUGGAUCUGUAGAAGAAGAGGAAGAAGAAGAAGAAGAAGAGCUCGCCCAAAAUGCUACAAUGGCUGACUCAGAUGCGAACUGCAUUUGGGGCUUCCUUUCUUUGGCUCGUCUGCUUGAUCUACUUUACGCAGGGGUUUAGAUCGUUUGUAUGGACAGCAGUUUCUUACCAACUAAAAGAUGGGCUUAAGUUAACACCUUCAGUUUCUCAAUUUGUUUUUUCAGUAGCAUUUUUUCCAUGGAGCAUUAAACCAUUAUACGGAAUAAUCUCAGAUUGUAUACCAAUUAAAGGAAGAAAAAGGGUUCCAUAUUUAAUUAUAUCAACUGUCUUCUCUCUCGUACCAUGGCUUGUACUAGGGCUUAAUGAAAGCGUUAGAAGUUCCAGCUGGCACCUCACAUCUCUCUUAACAGUGCAAAACUUUGGCUCGGCCAUGGCUGAUGUAGUUAUUGAUGCAAUGAUUGCCGAGGCAGUAAGAUUCGAGAGGGCUUCAUUUGCUGGAGAUCUACAGUCAAUGUCUUGGUUGGCAAUGGCUUUUGGUGGUAUAUGUGGGAGUUUGUCAGGAGGAUAUGCAUUAACUAACUUCAAGAUUGAUACAAUAUUUCUUCUGUUUGCUAUAUUACCAUCCCUGCAGCUGUUAUCAUGUGGCUUGGUUAAGGAGAAUUCUGUAAGCAGUAAAGUUCUUGACUCAUCUACCUUGGAAAACUCCAGCAAGGCAAACGGGAAUAGUAGCUCUAUGGACGGAGAUGAUUUCUUGGACAAGAAAUCCAGCAGCAGUACUUUCAGAAGAAAAAAGAGUCAAAAGGACAAUAAAGCAGUAGCAGCAGUUAUCUCUACUGAACUCGAGAAUGUUGUAAAGGUUGAUUCCUUAGUAUCGUCGUGGUUCCACUCGCUAAAAUCUGCAGCUUAUAGCUUGUGUUGUGCUUUUGGAAAACCAAUCAUUUUCAGACCAAUGGCUUGGUUUUUUCUGGCACAUGUAGCAGUCCCGAAUCUCUCAACAGUCAUGUUCUAUUAUCAGACUGAGUUCUUGAACUUGGAUGCAUCGUUCUUGGGGACUGCACGAGUUCUUGGAUGGUUGGGUCUAAUGAUAGGAACAUUUGCUUAUAAUCAGUACUUAAAGACCAUGAAGUUAAGAAGAAUCCUCAUGUGGGCUCAUAUUGGUUUGACUGUAUUGGGUCUGCUCGAUGUUGUUUUAGUGUCUCGGUUAAAUUUGGUCUUUGGAAUAUCGGAUAGGAUAAUGGUGCUUUGUGGAUCUGCUCUAACUGAUGCAGUCAAUCAAUUUAAGUUUAUGCCGUUUCUGAUCUUAUCGGGGCAGCUGUGCCCACCUGGAAUUGAAGGAACCUUAUUUGCUCUAUUCAUGUCAAUAAACAACUUAGGAUCGACAUUGGGGUCGUUCAUGGGAGCAAGUUUGGCUUCGAUUUUGAACAUAUCAUCGGGUUCUUUUGACAACCUCCUUUUGGGGAUGGUCAUUCAAGUGUUGUGCACUCUCAUUCCGAUUGUGUUUUUGUUUUUGAUACCAAUGGAAGCUACAGGAGUGUCAGCAUAAAAUGGAUUUAAAGUAAACUCAGUACAAUACAAACAUAUUACAAAUGCAUUGAUUCAUUGUAGGAAGUUGAUUAAUAUAGUUAUCAACUCUUAAAUCAUGAGCUAGGCCUAGGAGGAGGGCUUGAUAUAAUAUAAAUGUAAUUCCAAGCUUUGUAGAAGAAUUUUGGUUUGUGGAUGUAAUCUUUUUGGUAUUAUUAAGUUACCAGAACAUAAUAACCAAUUACAGUAGUAUUUCUUUGUUGA
Molecule: messenger RNA, 1875 nt
Organism: Cannabis sativa
Lineage: Eukaryota; Viridiplantae; Streptophyta; Magnoliopsida; Rosales; Cannabaceae
Product: probable folate-biopterin transporter 4
Exons: 7
Coding region: 143-1633 (496 amino acids)
Cellular component (GO): membrane
Source: RefSeq, a predicted model, not a curated record